GGGAGAUGGAUAAACUGACCAUCAUCUCAGGAUGUCUCUUUCUGGCCGCCGAUAUCUUCGCCAUCGCCAGCAUCGCCAACCCGGACUGGAUCAACACCGGGGAGUCCGCCGGAGCACUCACUGUGGGCCUUGUGCGACAGUGUCAAACAAUCCAUGGACGAGACCGGACAUGCAUCCCACCUCGGCUUCCCCCAGAGUGGGUCACCACACUGUUUUUUAUCAUCAUGGGAAUCAUUUCAUUGACUGUCACAUGUGGUUUGCUGGUGGCUUCCCACUGGCGAAGAGAAGCCACAAAAUAUGCUCGAUGGAUAGCAUUCACUGGAAUGAUCCUUUUCUGUAUGGCUGCCCUAAUAUUUCCAAUAGGAUUUUACAUCAAUGAAGUCGGAGGUCAACCAUAUAAAUUACCCAACAACACAGUAGUUGGGUCAUCAUAUGUACUUUUUGUCUUAUCAAUUUUCUUUACAAUAGUAGGACUUCUAUUUGCCGGCAAAGUUUGUUUACCAGGCUGAUGAAUGUCUGAAUUGCUUGACUCUUAUUAUUUUUAAUUUUAUUUUAUUUUUUUAUUUUUGGAGGGUGGGGAGGACAAAGGCAAGGCAUCUGAAUAGUCCUCGCAUAGGAAGAUGCUUAGAUGAAACUGAUGCUGAAAAGAAAAAAAAAUGCUUUGAUUUGUU
Molecule: messenger RNA, 671 nt
Organism: Balaenoptera ricei (Rice's whale)
Lineage: Eukaryota; Metazoa; Chordata; Mammalia; Artiodactyla; Balaenopteridae
Gene: MOSMO
Product: modulator of smoothened
Exons: 3
Coding region: 6-509 (167 amino acids)
Biological process (GO): negative regulation of smoothened signaling pathway
Cellular component (GO): Golgi apparatus; ciliary membrane
Source: RefSeq, a predicted model, not a curated record